Trichoplax adhaerens is the source of this 393-nucleotide messenger RNA. RefSeq lists its product as uncharacterized. The transcript is spliced from 2 exons. The coding region runs from base 1 to 393 and encodes 130 amino acids. Lineage: Eukaryota; Metazoa; Placozoa; Uniplacotomia; Trichoplacea; Trichoplacidae. The record is from RefSeq and is a predicted model, not a curated record.
AUGACACUUUAUUGGUACACUUGUAUUGCAGUUAGAAAUAGACUCUUGCUGACAUUUUUUAUAAUUACCAGCAGACUAUGCGAAAUUACAAGAGAUCACAGUCAAUAUAAGAGUAGCGAUAUUAUAGUAUUUCAUGGAUUAAGCCCAAAAAUAACCGAUCAAGAAUACUAUCCAUCGAUCAAGACCAAGCCCUAUCAACAAUUAUGGGUCUAUCGGACGAUGGAAAAUCCAAUCGCUACUGAUAUUGCUCCACCUGAAUCCUAUAUUAAUGCCCAAGAUUUUCAUACUAUCGAAGAUUUAGUCAAUCAUAUUCAAAAUGUAGCUAAUAAUAAUACCAAGAAUAGAAUUAGUGUGUUAUUUUUAUCGCCCCCUAAAAUAGAGCAGAUUACUUAA